Messenger RNA from Elgaria multicarinata webbii, 4749 nucleotides. It is a transcript of the gene POLG, whose product is annotated as DNA polymerase gamma, catalytic subunit. The transcript has 22 exons. Gene Ontology annotation, molecular function: DNA binding; 3'-5' exonuclease activity; DNA-directed DNA polymerase activity. NCBI's taxonomy places the organism in Eukaryota, Metazoa, Chordata, Lepidosauria, Squamata, Anguidae. Gene Ontology annotation, cellular component: gamma DNA polymerase complex; mitochondrion. Gene Ontology annotation, biological process: mitochondrial DNA replication. The record is from RefSeq and is a predicted model, not a curated record. Bases 93 to 3824 code for a protein of 1243 amino acids.
GGUCUCCCUUUUCUAAGUCUGUAACACUGUCUAGCCACUAUAAGAGUUAAAAUGGUAUGUGAGAUGGAGUAUUGAACAUCUAGGACAGGGAGAUGGAAGAAAUACUACACAGAAUCUCACUUCUACUACAUCUAUUGUUUGUCUCCACGAUAGGUCUGAGUUAUCAAGAAAAUCAAACUCUUACAUGUUCCUCAUGCUACUCAUUCCUGGUGAAGAUGAAACGUUUGGUAUGGAAGACACCACUGACUUGUCCGGUCGUAUUACGGAGGUUGCAGAGAUGGUCCUCAGGUACCUCCACCGGUCAUGUAGUUCAGGAGGAGGUGUUGCAAGAUACGGGCACUGCCUCCAAACAGCCGCGCAUGAAUCCCCUUGGCAUCCAGAUGCUCUCCAAGGGUCUUCAUGAGCAGAUUUUCCGGGGUGCUCAGGUAGAGUAUUCAGAUGAAGACAUCAAGAAGAGCGUGGAACACUUGCAGAAGCAUGACUUGUGGGGCAAAGAGACAUCCACCAUUCCUGAUGUGGAGCUGGAGCUGCCCCAGAUGUAUGGGGCCAACAUAGAUGAACACUUCCGUAUCUUGGCACAGAAGCAGAGCUUCCCAUAUCUGGAGGCUGCUAAGGGACUUCUGCAGUGUGAAAUCCCACCAAUGCCCCCAGAGUGGGCUUGGGAAGCGGGAUGGACACAAUAUGGACCCAGCGGGGAGAAGAAAGCUGUGGAUUUCCCUGAUGAGCGAGCCUUGGUGUUUGACAUAGAAGUGUGCAUGGAAGAAGGGCAUUGCCCCACGCUUGCAGUGGCUGUAUCUCCAAGUGCCUGGUAUUCGUGGUGUAGCAAGAGGUUGUUAGAGGAACGGUACACAUGGUCCAGCCAGCUGACCCUGUCAGACCUCAUCCCCCUGGAAACGAGCAGAAGCCUCACCAAGCAGGAAUGGCGGGAGAAGCUGGUGGUGGGUCACAAUGUGUCCUUUGACCGUGCACACAUCAGAGAACAGUACUUGAUCCAGGGCUCCCAGAUGCGUUUUCUGGACACCAUGAGUAUGCACAUGGCAAUCUCGGGGCUGACGGGAUUCCAGCGCAGCCUUUGGAUGGCAGCAAAACACGGCAAGAGGAGAGGACAGCAGCAGGUCCAGGAGCAUAUCAAGAAAACACGCAGCAAAACUGACGGCCCUGCGAUUUCCUCCUGGGACUGGGUGAACAUCAGCAGCAUCAACAACCUAAUUGAUGUGCAUGCCCUAUAUGUUGGGGGUGAGCCAUUGGAGAAAGAAGCUCGGGAACUCUUUGUCAAGGGGAGCAUGCAUGACAUCAGGAAUAACUUCCAGGAAUUAAUGAGAUAUUGUGCUCGUGAUGUUCAAGCUACUCAUGAAGUAUUCCAGGAACAGCUUCCUCUCUUCUUGAAAAGAUGCCCCCAUCCUGUGACAUUUGCAGGGAUGCUGGAAAUGGGGGUCUCCUACCUGCCUGUCAAUCAGAACUGGGAGAGGUACCUGGAUGAAGCUCACGUCACUUAUGAGGAGCUGCAAAAGGAGAUGAAAAAAUCCUUGAUGAACCUAGCUGACAAUGCCUGCCAGCUGCUUCAUGAGGAGAGGUACAAAGAUGAUCCCUGGUUAUGGGACCUGGAGUGGGACCUCCAAGAAUUUAAGCAAAAGAAGGAGAAAACUGGGGGGAAGAAGAAUCAAGAAAAGAAGAAGAAUCAAGAUGCUAAUGGCGGAACUCCCAAUGUGGAAAAGGCCUCCAUGCUGGAGUGGCAGGAAGAUCCUGGUCCCCCAAGUGAAGAGGAAGAACAGAGCAUCCCCGAGAGCCAAAAGACGUUAGACCAUCUGAAGGCGACUGUGGCUUUGCAGCCAAAGAGAAUUCAGCAUCUGCCUGGCCAUCCAGGGUGGUACCGUAGGCUGUGCCAGAGGCUGGACGAUGCCAGCUGGGUGCCUGGGCCCAGCCUCAUCAGCCUUCAGAUGAGAGUGACCCCGAAGCUCAUGAGGCUCACCUGGGAUGGCUUUCCACUGCACUACUCUGAGAAAUAUGGAUGGGGCUACCUGGUGCCAGGAAGGAAGGACAACCUGCCAGAGGAUACUCCAGACAGUGGGUUGCCUACGUGCCCCUUCAGGAUUAUUGAGCAUCUGUACCGGGAACAUUGCAAGGAACAGGGCAAAGAACAGCCUAUCUCAUUAAAUGCCUCCCUGGAAGAAGAGCUCAUGUUGACAGAAAACAGUACUAUCUGGCAAAAGGUUGAGAAACUCAGCCAGCUGGAGAUCGAAAUGGAUGCGGAUAUUGUAACUAAGCAGUUGAAGCAGGAUGAGGUGGAAUCUGCAAAAAGCCAUCCUGAAUAUCAUCAUGGCAAUGGGCCUUACAAUGAGGUCAAUAUUCCUGGGUGUUGGUUUUUCAGGCUACCUCACAAGGAUGGAAAUGACAACAAUGUUGGAAGCCCAUUCGCCAAAGACUUUUUGCCCAAGAUGGAGGAUGGCACCCUGCAAGCUGGCAUAGGGGCCAGAGAUGGGACGCAAGCUCUUGAAAUCAACAAGAAGAUCUCCUUCUGGAGAAAUGCCCAUAAACGAAUCAGUUCUCAGAUAGUGGUGUGGCUGAAGAAAGGGGAGCUGCCUCGAUCUGUAACCAGGCACCCAGACUAUGAGGAGGAGAACAGCUAUGGAGCCAUCUUGCCGCAGGUGGUGACUGCUGGGACAAUAACUCGGCGCGCUGUGGAGCCCACCUGGCUAACAGCCAGCAAUGCUAGGGCUGACCGGGUGGGGAGUGAACUGAAAGCCAUGGUCCAGGCCCCCCCUGGCUACCAUCUGGUUGGAGCUGACGUGGAUUCCCAGGAGCUUUGGAUAGCAGCUGUCUUGGGAGAAGCUCAUUUUGCUGGCAUGCAUGGCUGCACAGCUUUUGGCUGGAUGACCCUUCAAGGGAAGAAGAGCAACGCUACAGACCUGCACAGCAAAACGGCCUCCACAGUGGGGAUCAGCCGAGAACAUGCCAAAGUUUUUAAUUACGGGCGCAUCUAUGGGGCAGGGCAGCCCUUUGCAGAGCGCCUGCUCAUGCAGUUCAACCAUCGCCUUACAGAGCAGCAGGCCAGUGAAAAGGCCCGCCAGAUGUAUGCCGUCACAAAAGGGAUCCGGCGUUGUUACCUGUCUGAGGAAGGAGAAUGGCUGGUGAAAGAGCUGGGCAUCCCUGUGGAAAGGGAAAAGGAUGGUUCUGUGUCCCUGCAAGACGUGCGGCGGAUACACAGAGAAGUAGCAAAAAGGUCUCGAAAGAGGAAGUGGGACGUGGUGCGCCAACGAGUGUGGUCCAACGGAACAGAGUCUGAAAUGUUCAACAAACUGGAAAGCAUUGCCAUGUCACAAUCGCCUUGCACCCCUGUGCUGGGCUGCCACAUCAGCAGAGCGUUGGAGCCGGCUGCUGUCAAGGGUGAGUUUGUAACCAGCAGAAUAAACUGGGUGGUUCAGAGCUCCGCCGUGGAUUACCUGCACCUAAUGCUAGUGUCAAUGAAGUGGCUUUUUGAGGAAUUCGGCAUCGAUGGACGCUUUUGCAUCAGCAUCCAUGAUGAAGUACGCUACCUGGUUCAGAGCGAGGACCGCUAUCGGGCAGCUCUGGCCAUGCAGAUCACCAACCUGCUGACACGGUGCAUGUUUGCCUACAAACUGGGUCUUCAAGAUCUGCCUCAGUCAGUAGCCUUUUUCAGUGCUGUGGACAUUGAUCGGUGCUUAAGGAAAGAGGUGACUAUGGAUUGUGUCACUCCAUCAAACCCAACAGGGAUGGAAAGAAGAUACAACAUCCCUCAAGGUGAUGCUCUGGAUAUAUAUCAACUUCUCAAAAUAACCAAAGGCUCAUUGGAGAAAGGAAAAUAGGACUCGAGACUGUAACAGGAAACUUAGCAGCUCAGGGAAUCAUCCUAGAAGCAGUCUCUUAAGCAAUGACCCCUACCUAUUCCCUCUACCUGACUUCUUCUUUCCAGUCUGACAGUGAGAAAAAUGCAUGGAAUCAACAGGGUACAGCGCUUUGCUAAGGCAAAAUCUCUGCCCAGAUUGGGCUGAAGCCAAAAGGAAUGGUUGCACUUCAGCUGUGCUCUGCAAGAAUGACAGGACAGUUCAGCAGGUAAUUGGUGGUACAACAAUUUAAAGAAUUAUGAAUGAUGUCAUUCAUAUGGCAAGCAGAUACAUUCGCUGUUGAUUAAAGCCUGUGUUAAAAGGAGACAGUCUUUGUCUAAUGCUAUGUCUUAGAAGCAUUACCAGGUCAAAACAGCCACUUGGGAAUAAAGAAGGCAGCUCUUAUUUUUUCCGUCUCUUCUUUUUGGGUUCCUGGCUGUUGUUGGAUUGUCCAGAUGCAAUGCUCUAAAAGAGAUGAAAACAAAGCCCAGUGAUAAAUGCACCGGAGGAUUUCCAAUGAACUACUGGAACAACGGACUGUUCAUAAUCUGUUUCUUGGACAAUGCAGUUCUCUGCUAUGACAGAUCUCCUGUGAACCCUUCUAGUUAUUGCAUCCGGCGGAAGGUUGGCAAGACAGAAGAAGAACCAAACCAUGAAGUGUUCCUCUCCUUGUAAACUGCUUGGGCAUUCAUAUCCCUUUUCCCCUGCCCCAUGCUGGUGAAUGUAAUGCAGGGGAGGAAUUGAUUACUUAGUGGGCCAUUCUUAAAACAAGUUGCCAGCGUACAUUAACGGGUGUUUCCUCUGCUUAAUGUAAGUUAGCACGCAUAUGAACUGCAGGGAAAUGAUAUUAGCAGCAGAAAAAGGCUCUCUCUACUUUGUGCUCUUAUUAAAAUGUAUAUUGACCUGG